CAAGCAAAACACGAAACCACGUGCUUUCCUCGCCGCUGGCUGGAUUCCCGCUACCGCUGGCAGAUUGCAGCAGCGUGCGUCUUCUCUUAUGACAGUUAUGUGUAUGGCGAUAAGAGGCGGCAAUGCCUCGAGUGGACUUCUUGCCAGCCUACGACAAUUCCGGCUCAUACACAAGAAUCUACCGUGGCAGCAUCCUGUUCCUUAAGUACACCUGGCACGAGCUGCUGCUGCUUUUGUGCAAUGUCGUCAACGUCUUCAUUCAGCUCGGCAUGGGCAUCCCGCUGCUCGUCUACUCGGCAAAAGACGUCCUGGCCGUGCCCAUCAAUGCCACUACUACUCACGCUAAUGAGGUCACGAUGCAACCCUACGACCCGUUUGCUUUCGAUGUCAUCGUCCUCUUCUGUGUGGCAUUUGGGGCAUGGUUCGGCCUCUCUGGAGUGCUCUUGGAGCACGAGUACGAGAUAGGGUUACACAUUGCCUGCAUGGCGUUGGCUUCUCUGUACGGCGUCACGGAGUACUUUGUUUGCGGAGCGUAUCACAACUCUCUGCUCGUUAUGUAUCGAGCAUUAUUUUCUAUGGCACUGACAAGCAUAUCAGCGAUCCUUGCCAUCAAGGCAGUAUUUCAUCCGACGUGGACAGAAUUCGUACUCGUUGGAGUCUCCGAAGGGAUGAUAGCGAUGUACAAAACAUUCUGCAAGUUUCUUGCCAUGCUGAAGCUGGAGUUCGUGUCGUACGUCAUAUUUGGGAUCCUGGUGCUGAAUGCUGGUGUUAAUAGUACUGUGUGGCAAUUCACGACUCUGGUGAUCAUUCUUCUAUACGGUAUUGCCCUGUGGUUCAUUGGGUCUCUGGGCGUCAGGAAAGAACGUCCAACGCUGGUCUACACAUAUGUGGCACUCAGCAUGAUAGCACCACUAUUUCUUGUAUUAGAGAUCACCGCCAGGUUUCCAAACAGAAGCAUUCAGAUCGCCGACGCACCUAUCGUUCACGUUGUUGCAGGUGGCUUCUGCAUUCUCAUGAGGGUGUAUCUCCACAUUGAAUUGCUUCAUGUCUUCAAGAAUUUUAAUUAUGGACUUAUCAACCAAGAAUUCUUGGGCCUUCUAACGCCAGAGGCCACUGGCUUGCUCUCCGGACGAAGACACUGAAUUUAUCGCCGUCCCAGACCGAUCGCUGUCUUGUAAAAAAAAAAAAGCCUCUGUGUGUGCACUUCGCCGAUGCAGUCAUGCGAUGUUUACUGACUUUGAAUGCUAUAUUACUCAAAUGUGUGUUUAAGAGAACUUCACAACUGCUAACACUCGGCGCUCGUUGCAUGGGCUAAGCCAAUGCAGCUCGACUUCUUUAGGUUGCACAUAACCAGCGGUCCUUCCUGUAGAGCCGCGCUUAUGUUUGCUUGUUAUACUGUGCAAAUGGUCGUAUUCCUGUUUGUGCAUGCAAUGUCGAAAAAAGUGUUGACACGGGAGAUAUUACUUUUCUUUUCUCUGAUGCUGCAGAAAUGUCCGGGACCUAAAAUAAGCCAAUACUGCAACACUCGAGAGCAUCUUGAAUAACAACUUUCGUUUAGCCAGUCUCAUUUUCUUUUCCCCCUUGCAUACUUCAGUACUGUGGUGCCAUAAUUCAAGAGGUCGAUGCCUGGUAGCUGGACACUAUAAUUUAUUUGAUGCCUGCUUUGGCUCAUUUUAUGAUCUCCAGUGCUGAUGCUCAUGGUCAAUACCGAUGUAGCAGUGUGGCACACGAUAGAGCGACCAUCAACAUGUCACAUGACAUUCUUAACAUAUGAUCACAGCCUGUCAUCAUGUCAUAUGCAGGCGAACCUAUGGAAGUGAAACUGGGAGUGCUUGUAGCUGAGCUCUUAUACUAAAUCAUUCAAAGCACCCUGAGCAUCAGCACUAUUUCUUUAUAUAACUUUGAGGUCCCCGAGCUUUUGUUAAAUUUCAAGUGAACGGUCGAAAAAAACAUGGUACCACAUCAAGACUAACCAGUGAAACUUGUAACAGCACUGAGAUGCGUUUACUAACUUCGUAAGGAUUGUCAUGUGUUUGGUUAUUUCUUAACAGCACUGACCAUUAUUGCAUAUACUAAGUUAUUUUGUUAUAUACUCUUGUUUGACUCUGGUUUUAAUCUGCUAGUCUUGUACUCUUUUAUACUUAUACAUUCACUUUAACCCCGGUGAUAGCACCGCACAUGUACGCAUUGCGUGUGGACUAUUUAAUUAGAGUAACUCUUGCCUAGUGUUUAUGUUGAAUGGAUUUGGGACAUUGUCUCAUUGAUUGCAUGACAUGCUCAAGUUAUUGAAAUCUGAAAGUUUGUAUGUUUGUGAUGAUAAAAAUGCCAUUUUAUGCGUGUUGGGAAUGCAUUUAAUUGCUUAGUUUGAGUGCGAUUAAUGAUAGUUUAUGCCAAGUUCACUGUUACCAAAGAAUGGCUGGAUCGUGACUGUUUCAACGUUGACAUUCCCAAUCUCUUCAAUGCCCAAUGGUCUGGUUUAGAGAGGUCUAAAGAAUCCGUAAACGUAUAUAUCGAUAUUUUUGCAUACAGAUUAUGAAAAUUGUUGCACUUUACAUAUGUUGAAUAUAUUGUUAUUCUUGCUGUACACUUUCGUUCAGAAGAGAAGAAGCAUAAAACAUUACCCCAAUGUCAAAUGCCAUAACUACUUGUACGGGGAUAGCAGAGGUUGAUAAAAAAUGUUGAUGAUAGUUGCCCAAUGCCUUAAAGAAAAGUUAUGUGCAGACAUUUGUCUCGAAUCUGUCAUUGUUUUUAGCUAUACAAAAAAAAAAAAAGAAAGAAGGACAGUUUGACUGCAGAACCUUUCUUUUGGGACCAAAUGGCAUGGCAUUGUAUUAUUUCCGUAGAGAUCGCGUAAGUUUAUAUGGUUGAUAAAUUAGCCCGUUCUAAGGCUGGCCCACUAGUUGGAUGACUCAUCCCAAACUUGUAAAAGUAGCGAGACUUUGUGUUGAAGAAUCUUUGCACAGAAACCCUUGUCUAAUUUUUAAUGAACUGUCAAAAAACUUUGAAAUUUUAUUACAUGAAGCAGUUUGUCUGUGCAAGACGUACACAUGCAACACUUUAUUUUAAAAGUGUGUCAAGUAUGGUGUCGGGCAGUACUUGUCUGGAGCGUUCCUUUUCUAAUUGUCAUUUAAUUCACUGACGUAGCGUUUGGCAUACAAUUUAAGGUCACACUCGUGGAAACACCUGCGUGUAAAGUGUGCAGCAUGUUUGAAACGGUGCAAUGCAUGUGUGGUGCAAACGCAUAGUAAUGUUAUUCAAAACAAGGUCAUUUAUAAUAGCAUGAUUCCAAUUGAAAUAAUCGUCCAGUCUUGAAUAAAUUUUUUGUCUGAUCAGAGGCACCUCUUCUAUUGCAUCCAUUGAUCUCUCUAUUACUUUUAUAAUCGUAACAGCUGUGCAUCAUUUCAGGCGUGGAAAGUUUGCUCUACAUUAUAUAUGUUUAUUGUGUGUGAUGAAUCAAACUGUGUCGAUUCUUUGUAUGCAGCGUGUGACCAAUGUUUCGUGGCAGCUUGCUUGCCGGAUGGCCACUUUUCAGCAGUGGAACAAAUAAAUUUUUAUACGUUUUUA
Messenger RNA from Rhipicephalus microplus (southern cattle tick), 3564 nucleotides. RefSeq lists its product as uncharacterized. NCBI's taxonomy places the organism in Eukaryota, Metazoa, Arthropoda, Arachnida, Ixodida, Ixodidae. The record is from RefSeq and is a predicted model, not a curated record.